Laccaria bicolor S238N-H82 is the source of this 594-nucleotide messenger RNA. RefSeq lists its product as uncharacterized. NCBI's taxonomy places the organism in Eukaryota, Fungi, Basidiomycota, Agaricomycetes, Agaricales, Hydnangiaceae. The record is from RefSeq and is a predicted model, not a curated record. The transcript is spliced from 5 exons. The annotation marks the transcript as partial. Gene Ontology annotation, molecular function: cysteine-type deubiquitinase activity. Gene Ontology annotation, cellular component: nucleus; cytosol. Gene Ontology annotation, biological process: protein deubiquitination; endoplasmic reticulum unfolded protein response.
CAGAUCGUCCCAGACGACAAUUCGUGUCUCUUCUCUUCUGUCGCUUUGAUUUUCGAGCAAUCUAUUGACAAAGCAUCCCAGAUGCGUAAGAUUGUCGCGGAAGGCAUACAGAGAGAUCCAGAAACCUACAAUGAAGCCAUCCUUGGGAUGCCUCCCUCACGGUACAUUGCCACCAUCACCAAACCUACCUCAUGGGGAGGUGCGAUCGAACUGGGCAUCCUCGCCGCACAUUACUCCACCGAAAUCGCAAGCAUUGACGUUGAGACUGGUCGCAUUGACCGAUUCUCGCCUGGUGCAAAUCCAGGAAAGACGCGCUGUUUAUUGAUUUACUCUGGCAUCCACUACGACGCUGCAUCGCUUGCGCCCAUGCCUGACGCCCCCAAUGAGUGGCACCAGACUUUAUUUCCAAUCGUAUGUUAUCCCAUUCUUGUCGCGGCAAAGAAACUGGCCGAUAUUCUCCGCGAGAAGAAAGCAUUCACAAAUACCUCGACGUUUGACCUGAAAUGCGAAGAUUGUGGUCAAGGCCUCAAAGGCGAGAAAGGGGCUCGGGCGCACGCAGAACAGACUGGGCAUGUCCGGUUUGGAGAAUAUUAG